Molecule: messenger RNA, 2102 nt
Organism: Aphidius gifuensis
Lineage: Eukaryota; Metazoa; Arthropoda; Insecta; Hymenoptera; Braconidae
Product: palmitoyltransferase ZDHHC6
Exons: 7
Coding region: 169-1311 (380 amino acids)
Biological process (GO): protein palmitoylation
Cellular component (GO): Golgi apparatus
Molecular function (GO): palmitoyltransferase activity
Source: RefSeq, a predicted model, not a curated record
GAAAUAGCUCAAAUGUUUACAAAGAUAUCUAGUCUAUUGUCUUGUUUAAAUUAAUGUUUUAUAUUUACCUGUAUUUGUAAUUAUACUGGAUAAUAAAUUCCAGCCAAGACUGGAAAAGUAAUUGUUGUUCAAAAUAAUAUAUGUGUGGUGAUAUAUAAUUAUAUCACUAUGUCAAUGAUAUCAUUUAGGAAAAUAUUUCACUGGGGUCCACUUGCUGCUCUCGCGUUUAUGAAAGUUGUGACAAUAACAACAGUUCACUGUAUUAGACAAUGGUGGCCACCUGAAGAUCUACUGAGUUAUUUAAAUUUUUAUGGUUUUAUUUAUCUAAGUGGAUCAUCAUUGUAUUAUUUUAUUACUGCUAUUUAUGAAGGUCCAGGAUUUUUGCCACUCAAAUGGCAUCCAAAAAACAAAGAAGAUUAUCAGUAUUUGCAAUUUUGUAAAAUAUGUGAAGGAUACAAGGCACCUCGAUCUCAUCACUGCAGAAAAUGUAACAGAUGUGUGUUGAAAAUGGAUCAUCAUUGUCCUUGGAUAAACAAUUGUGUUGGACAUUAUAAUCACGGUUAUUUUACAGCAUUUUUAACUUGUGCUGUUUGUGGAUGUUGUUUAUCAACAUUUAAUUUGAUUGCUUGGCUUUUAUCAUUAAUAUCUUCACAAAGAAAUUUUCCAUUACCAUCUAGUUAUGUACUUAUUAUCAUUAUUUUUGCUAUUGGUUUGGCAAUUGGAGUAGUUUUUGCUGUUGGAUUGUUACUCUAUCAUCAGUUAGCUGGAAUUUUAAGAAAUGCUACUGGUAUAGAAGACUGGAUCCUUGAAAAGGCAAAACACCGACGACAUGGUACAGAUGAUGUAUUUAUUAAUCCAUAUUCGAUAAACAAAUUAUUUAAUAUUAAACAAGUUCUAAAAUGGCAUUGUGCUGCUGAUGGUGAUGGAAUCACUUGGCCAAUUAAUGAUGGCUGUCAUCAGUACACUUUAACAAUUGAACAAAUCCUGCAAAAAGAAGAAAAACGUAGACGUUCAAGAAAAUACACAGUCAUAUCUCCUUCAUCGGGUUCUUGGUUACCAGUAACACAUGGAUGGCGUGUUUUUUGUCAUCCGCCUCUUACUACUGAGCCUAGAAUUAAAUUAGAUAUUGAUGAUUUAGUUAUCGUGACAAGGUGGCGAAGGCAUUGGAUGUUCGGGGAGAAACAAAACAUCAAUGACAAUCCAAAAACAAGAAUCCGUGGUUGGUUUCCAACUUCCUGUGUCAUUGAAGUCAUAGAGAAUGGCAUGGACUCGUCAGAAAAUUCGAAGGACGAAAAUUCAUUCAACAAUUGAAGAAAUAAAAAAAUAUUGUGCGUGUUUUAUUUACAUUUAUUAUUUUUUUUUUUCUACAAAAUUAUUCUCGCAAUUACAAGUUAUUUUAAGACUCAUUGAAUGUAAUUCAUAUGCGCAAAUAAAAAACAAAACUAUAAUUACAAUUAUUAAAAAAUAAAUAAAUAAAAUAGGCAAGUGUAAUUAUAAAAAUUACAUACAUUGAUCAAGGAUACACGAUAGAAAUUUUUAUUCAAAUAAAUAACAAUAAUAUGUCAAUGUAUUUUUUAUAAUGAUUUAUAAUAAUUUAAAAAAAACAAUAACAACAAAAGUAUAUAUACAGAAUAAUAAUAUUUUUUAUUUAUUUACAAAUUAAUAAUUAUAUGUAAUUAAUUGAAAAAAAAAUAAUAUUAUACAAUUUUUAUUUAUUGCAAUAUAAUUUAUAUUAAUUAUAUUUUUAAAAAAUCAAUAGCUCAGCUUGGCUUAUUUGAAUUAUAAUAAAAAUAAUGAGCAAAUGCUAGGUGUAUUAUUGUAAAUGAAAAAAAAAAAGAAAAAAUGAAAUAAAUGUGUAGUAGAGAAAAAAAAUAUUUGAAAAAAUGUCAUGAUGUGGAAUAUACGAGAAAUUGUGACACGCAAUUGAGAGCGUGAUUAUCGGGUAAAACUUGUGAACUCAAGGGAGGUUUAAAAGGGGGUAGGGUUAACUUAACAUGCAUAAAUGUCGACAGGAUUAACGAGAUGUACUUGAUAUGUUUACGUGGUCAACAUUUGUAUAUUCACCUCAAUAUUAUAUAUAAAUAUAAAUAUAAAAUAACAAA